Molecule: messenger RNA, 838 nt
Organism: Cebus imitator (Panamanian white-faced capuchin)
Lineage: Eukaryota; Metazoa; Chordata; Mammalia; Primates; Cebidae
Gene: LDLRAD1
Product: low density lipoprotein receptor class A domain containing 1
Exons: 6
Coding region: 27-695 (222 amino acids)
Cellular component (GO): plasma membrane
Molecular function (GO): protein binding
Source: RefSeq, a predicted model, not a curated record
GCCCCUGGUGACGAGGCAGGGAACCGAUGCUGAGCUCUCUGCACACAGCCCCAGUCGGGGAGCUGGAAGCCGAAGACAUGAACAAGAUCUUCCCCAAGGGAGAGAAUGGCUGCGUUGCUGCUGGAACCAAGGCCAUCCCUGGAGGGGAAGCAGGCUGCGGCCCCCUCUGCUGCUCACGUCGCGGGGCCUGCCUCUCUGCCUUUCUGCUGCUCCUCCUGGCAACUCUGGCCGCCCUCAUCGCCUUGGUCACCACGCUCGGACUCCCAUCACGAACCCCAGGAGCCCAAGCUUGUACAACACUGACAAACAGGACAGGCUUCUUGUGCCGUGACCAGAGGAGCUGCAUUCCAGCCAGUGGGGUCUGUGAUGGCGUUCGCACCUGUACCCACGGCGAGGAUGAGGACGAGAGCUUGUGCCGAGAUGUGCCCCACAGCCUCCCCCGCUUCCUCGUGGCCCACUGUGGAGACCCAGCCUCCUGGAUCUACUCAGACCAAAAAUGUGAUGGGACCAACAGCUGCGGGGACUGCUCGGAUGAAGUGAGCCCAGUGACGGUGUGCCCACCCUGCGGCCCUGGGUGGUGGCGCUGUCCUUCAACUGUCUUCAUUUACUGCGGCUGUAUCCCGAGGCAUCUCUGCCGUGACCGUGUACAGCACUGCUCCGACUGGUCAGAUGAGUACACCUGUCCCGGACCCUGAGUGGGCCGCUCAGGCCAGCAUGGAAGGCCGGCUGGAACGGCACUGAUAACCCUUCACAUGAAAAUUGAAUCGUAGGCCAGGUGUGCUGGCUCACACUUGUAAUCCCAGCACUUUGGGAGGCCGAGGCAGACAGAUCACGAGAU